GCGAGACAGACGAUAUUUCAAAGUAGGUAUGUCGUUUUGAGGAAAACUCGUCCUAAAUAUAGGUCGGGAUUAUUUCUGAAGCGUGUGUCGCGCGCGCGCCGCCAUCGCAAUCCUAUCUCUAAUCUAAACAGAGCAAGUCUGGACGUUUACUACGGUUUAAAACAUUAUAAACCAGAUAAUUACAACGCCGGUAAUGAAAGCUAAUUAACGUUUAUCGCCUGUUAAAAUAGUAAGGAGUUUGAGGAAGUUUGUGAUGAGCAAGUAGACAUGUGAUCGAAGUUUGGACUCAAAAAUGAAAUUGCUAGUUUUGGUGUUAGUUGCGUUAGUAAAUUGUGUUGCGAUGGAUGAUAUCCAAAAAAUAGGAGGAAUACUUUAUGAAGACGCGAUGGACAUGAAAGCAGCAUUUGCCGUAAGCGCUGAAAAGUAUAACUUUGAAUACUCUAUAAAGGAAGUGUCACGGAGAGGCGGUAUUCUGCAAGUUACGAACUAUGUAUGCGAACUAGCGGAGGAAGGUGUGGUAGGGAUUAUAGACGGAAUCGGAGGGCGGGCCAGUGAGAGCAUUCAAGCUCUAUGCGAUAUACUGGAGCUGCCUCACGUGGUGGUACAACACAAUGACUGGUACUCAAAGAGCUGGUUUAUGUUGAACUUGUACCCUAGUCCUGAAAGUUACAAUAUGGUUUUAGAAGAAAUGGUGAAAAUAAAAGACUGGAACAACUUUACGUUGUUGUAUGUGAAAGGCCAUAGUUUGAUGAGUAUGGCCAAUCUGAUGAUGAUGGGUAACCACAGUGACACGUUUACAGUCAGCGUACGGGAACUUGGAGGAAAUGAUUAUCGGGAUGUUCUCAUAAAUGCAAAAGAAAAUGGCUACAAGAACUUUGUAGUGGAUUGUCCAUCGAGGCACUUGGAGCAGCUUUUGAAGCACGCACAGCAAGUCGGGCUCAUGGCAGACGAGCACUCGUACAUCAUCACGACACCAGACUUAUUUACCGUGGACCUGAGCCGAUACAGAUACGGCGGGGUUAACAUGACUGGUUUUAGAUUAUUGGAACUAGUGUCCAACGAAGUGCUUUGGGAAUUUACGGAUAGCUUGAACAAUAAUACAGGAAAUGAAGCAAAACCUGAAGAAAUUAAAACUAACGUAUUGUUAAUCCACGAUGCCAUACUUGUUUUUAACGCGUCUUUGAAAAAACUCAAUGUUACUUCUAGCAAACUAAGCUGUGAUAAUUCAGUGGCUUGGGAACAUGGAUCUUCUUUACUGAAUUUUAUGAGAACCAACAAAAUUGAAGGUCUCACUAGAACGUUAGCGUUCGAUGGAUAUGGACAGAGAACUGAUGUCAAAUUUGAUAUACUGGAGUUGACUUCUGCUGGCAACCAAACGAUCGGAGCGUGUACUUCAAAGUCCUUAGUAAUGGAUAGACCUUUUAUGCCUACCUCUGAAAUAGGUCAAGAAUCUGUUUUAAAAAACAAGACGCUAAGAGUUCUGAUUGCUUUGACAAAACCUUAUGCUUACAUUAAAAAGUCAACAUCUCAAUUGGAUGGAAAUGAUCGAUAUGAAGGUUUUGCUAUCGACCUUAUUGACAAACUUUCUGAAAAAUUAGGCUUCAAUUACGAAUUUGAUGAAGAAUCAGACUACGGAUCAUACGACAAAGUUAAGGGAUGGACUGGAAUGUCACUACAGAUUAUAGAGGAGAAAGCAGAUCUCGCCAUUUGUGAUCUGACUAUAACAGCAGAGCGACAAACUGGAAUUGACUUUUCGACUCCUUUCAUGACCUUGGGCAUCGGCAUUCUGUACAAGCAGCCAAGCAAACAACCUCCGGAAAUGUUCUCAUUCAUGGCUGUAUUUUCAAAAGAGGUUUGGUACUACAUGUUACUAAUUCAAUUGGGUCUAGGCGUUAUCAUGAUAUUUGUGGGUCGAAUUUCCCACCGAGAGUGGCAGAAUAUAAACCCAUGCGUCGAACAACCAGAGGAAUUGACCAACCAGUUCAGUUUCGCCAAUUCUGUCUGGCUUAUUAUUGGUUCUGUCAUGCAACAAGGAACAGAAAUAGCUCCAAUCGCUUUAGCCCCACGUAUGAUCACAAGUAUAUGGUGGUUCUUUACGAUGAUCAUGGUGGCAUCAUACGUCGGUACUCUGGUGGCGUUCUUGACUGUCGAGAAAAAUGUGAUGCCUUUUGAAACCGUACAAGAACUAUACGACCGUCAGAAUAUUCCGUAUGGAGCCAAAAAGAAGGGAUCUACCAGACAAUUUUUUGAGAAAGCAACAAAUCCAACGUACCAGAAGAUGUUUCAGAAGAUGAAUUCUAAAGGUUGGCUGUUAGAGAACAAUGACUUAGGUGUAGACAUGACUGAAAAUUCCUCCUGGGCUUUUUUCAUGGAAUCAACAUCAAUAGAAUAUUACAAAGAGAGACACUGCGAUUUACUUCAAGUCGGCGGUUUAUUAGACUCCAAGAGCUACGGGAUUGGAUUGAAGAAAAAUUCUCCAUACAAGAAGCACAUUGAUGAAGCCCUGCUGCAGCUAAAGGAACAGGGUAUCAUCCAGAAGUUAAAAGAUCUUUGGUGGAAAGAAAGAAGAGGAGGAGGAAAAUGUGGUGAAAAAAGAGACGAGGAGCAAAAGCAGUUAGGCAUGAAGAACAUGUUGGGUGCGUUCGUGGUGCUCGGCGUCGGCAGCCUCAUCGGCCUCCUUAUAUCUAUCCUGGAUAUGCUCUGGGGAGUUUUCAAGAGAUCUGUCAAAUAUAGUACAACGUUCAGAUACGAACUAGUUGAAGAACUAAAAUUCGCGCUGAAAUUCAGCGGUGACGUGAAACCUGUGAAGCGUUCUCCAAAGACCAAUGACGGCAGCGCUGAAGUUCUCGCUGAACAAGAGGCUGAGGGCAAGGACGAGGUUCGGUCCCUUCGCUCCAUCAAAUCCGGGAGGUCAUUGUCCUCUCGAAGAACCGCUACUUCGCAUUCGAGCUCACAUCAUUCUCGCCACUCCCUCUCGCCUUUGAGUAUCGCUUUUGCUAAGCGACGACAGUAUUAAGUGAAAAAAAAUAAAAUAAGAUUAUAUACAAAUUAAAUAAUACUCGUAUUUUUUUUAUUGUUAUUGGUUGAAUUCUAUUCGUGAUUGUGCAAGGCAUUUUGAAAAUUUAUGUUUUGUUUUAUAUUUGUUGGUGGUGUUAUGAUCUCUGUAGGUAAUGUGUAUUUUUAUGCAAACUGCUGAUAUGCUUAUUUUUCUCUUAAAAUAUGCUUUAUUGCAACUGUUCUAUUUGUCAAUG
Messenger RNA from Amyelois transitella, 3251 nucleotides. RefSeq names its product glutamate receptor ionotropic, kainate 3. Gene Ontology annotation, molecular function: transmitter-gated monoatomic ion channel activity involved in regulation of postsynaptic membrane potential; glutamate-gated receptor activity. Bases 293 to 3016 code for a protein of 907 amino acids. The transcript is spliced from 17 exons. Gene Ontology annotation, biological process: monoatomic ion transport; modulation of chemical synaptic transmission; synaptic transmission, glutamatergic. Lineage: Eukaryota; Metazoa; Arthropoda; Insecta; Lepidoptera; Pyralidae. Gene Ontology annotation, cellular component: postsynaptic membrane; plasma membrane. The record is from RefSeq and is a predicted model, not a curated record.